AUGUCGCCGUUCCCGGCAACAGCUGAAGAGGGUCAGCGAAAUUGUCCAUCUCCAGGAAGCCAUUCCAACGGAAAAGCUGAUUCUGCUUGUCCAUCGACAAGUUCUUGUCCCUCGGAUGAGAACGAAUCCAAGGAAGCUGCCAGUUCAACAGGCCACAAUACCGAUCCUGUAAGCAAAGAUCUCGCCACCACACCACCAGAUCGAGCUCGAUCUCCAUCGCGGGAGCGCGACUUCCGUCUGACGGCUCGUCUCGGAGCUGCUGCUGCUCGACGUCGACCCCCCCCCCUCCUCACCCCCCACUCUGCAAAUGUUGUGCGUGCAUUCCGAUUCUCCAGCGUCACUAGAAGUUCUCCCAACGUCGCCAACUUCUAA
Molecule: messenger RNA, 372 nt
Organism: Cooperia oncophora
Lineage: Eukaryota; Metazoa; Nematoda; Chromadorea; Rhabditida; Trichostrongylidae
Source: the annotation of a GenBank genome assembly